Molecule: messenger RNA, 3326 nt
Organism: Sarcophilus harrisii (Tasmanian devil)
Lineage: Eukaryota; Metazoa; Chordata; Mammalia; Dasyuromorphia; Dasyuridae
Gene: TNPO3
Product: transportin 3
Exons: 23
Coding region: 136-2907 (923 amino acids)
Biological process (GO): protein import into nucleus
Cellular component (GO): nuclear membrane; cytoplasm
Source: RefSeq, a predicted model, not a curated record
CCCCCGCCCCGGUAACGGCCGAGGAGGAGGAGGAGGAGAUGGCGCCGGCCAGGGAGCGGCCGUGGCCGAGGCAGUGAGAAGGAGCGAAGCCCGAGGAGCCGCAGCCCCCGCGUGUGGAGAGCAGGAGCCGGCGCCAUGGAAGGGACGAAGCCGAGUCUGCAGCUGGUGUACCAGGCUGUGCAAGCGCUCUAUCACGACCCGGACCCCAGCGGCAAGGAGCGCGCCUCGUUUUGGCUCGGGGAGCUGCAGCGAUCGGUUCAUGCAUGGGAGAUCUCUGAUCAAUUAUUACAGAUCCGGCAGGAUGUAGAAUCGUGCUAUUUUGCAGCACAGACGAUGAAGAUGAAGAUUCAGACCUCAUUCUAUGAACUUCCAACAGACUCUCAUGCCUCUUUACGGGACUCAUUGUUGUCACAUAUCCAGAACUUGAAAGACUUAUCUCCUGUCAUCGUAACUCAGCUUGCUUUAGCAAUAGCAGAUCUGGCCCUGCAGAUGCCUUCCUGGAAAGGCUGUGUGCAGACCCUGGUAGAAAAAUAUAGCAAUGAUGUAACUUCUUUGCCUUUUCUGCUGGAGAUCCUUACGGUUUUACCUGAGGAAGUUCAUAGCCGUUCGUUACGAAUUGGAGCUAAUCGUCGCACAGAAAUUAUAGAAGACUUGGCUUACUACUCAAGCACUGUGGUUUCUUUAUUGAUGACUUGUGUAGAAAAGGCAGGAACAGAUGAAAAGAUGCUCAUGAAGGCCUUUCGCUGCUUAGGUAGUUGGUUUAACCUUGGUGUCCUGGACAGUAAUUUUAUGGCUAACAAUAAAUUGCUAGCUCUUCUCUUUGAAGUUUUGCAACAGGACAAGACAUCCUCUAACCUGCAUGAGGCAGCAUCAGAUUGUGUGUGCUCAGCUCUCUAUGCCAUUGAGAAUGUAGAGACAAAUUUACCUUUGGCCCUGCAACUCUUUCAAGGGGUCUUGACUUUGGAAGCAGCCUAUCAUAUGGCUGUAGCCCGUGAAGACUUAGACAAGGUUCUGAAUUAUUGCAGAGUUUUCACAGAACUGUGUGAAACCUUUCUUGAAAAAAUUGUUUGUACUCCAGGCCAGGGACUAGGUGAUCUCCGAACACUGGAACUGCUCCUCAUCUGUGCUGGUCAUCCCCAGUAUGAGGUGGUAGAGAUAUCCUUUAACUUUUGGUACCGACUAGGGGAACAUUUAUACAAAACAGAUGAUGCCGUUAUUCAUAGCAUUUUCAAAGCUUAUAUCCAGCGUCUGCUCCAUGCCUUGGCUAGACACUGUCAACUGGAACCAGAUCAUGAGGGGGUCCCUGAAGAGACUGAUGACUUUGGGGAGUUUCGAAUGAGGGUGUCUGACUUGGUGAAGGAUUUGAUCUUCCUGGUUGGAUCUAUGGAAUGCUUCUCUCAGUUGUAUUCUACUCUGAAAGAAGGCAACCCACCCUGGGAGGUGACAGAAGCGGUUCUCUUUAUCAUGGCCUCUAUAGCCAAGAGUGUUGAUCCGGAAAAUAACCCAACACUUGUGGAGGUCCUAGAAGGAGUUGUCCGUCUCCCAGAAACUGUACACACAGCUGUCCGAUACACUAGCAUUGAGCUAGUGGGAGAGAUGAGUGAAGUGGUUGAUCGAAAUCCCCAAUUCCUUGACCCUGUAUUGGGCUACUUGAUGAAAGGCCUGUGUGAAAAGCCUCUGGCCUCUGCUGCUGCCAAAGCCAUUCACAACAUCUGCUCUGUCUGCCGGGACCACAUGGCUCAGCACUUUAAUGGACUACUGGAAAUUGCCCGAUCCCUUGAUUCCUUCAUGCUGUCUCCAGAAGCUGCUGUAGGCUUGCUGAAAGGGACAGCCCUGGUCCUAGCCAGAUUACCCUUAGAAAAAAUUGCUGAAUGCCUCAGUGAGCUGUGUGCAGUUCAAGUCAUGGCAUUGAAAAAGCUGCUAUCUCAAGAACCUAGCAACGGCAUUUCCUCAGACCCCACCGUGUUCUUAGAUCGCCUGGCAGUAAUAUUUAGGCACACCAAUCCUAUUGUAGAAAAUGGACAGACUCAUCCGUGCCAAAAAGUCAUACAAGAAAUUUGGCCGGUUUUGUCAGAAACCCUGAACAAACACCGAGCUGAUAACCGGAUUGUGGAACGAUGUUGCAGAUGCCUACGUUUUGCUGUUCGAUGUGUUGGUAAAGGAUCAGCAGCCCUCCUGCAGCCCCUGGUUACACAGAUGGUGAAUGUGUACCAGGUGCAUCAACACUCUUGUUUCUUGUACCUUGGUAGUAUCCUGGUGGAUGAGUAUGGGAUGGAAGAGGGUUGUCGCCAGGGCCUGCUAGACAUGUUACAGGCACUAUGCAUCCCUACUUUCCAGCUCCUAGAACAGCAAAAUGGCCUUCAGAACCACCCUGAUACUGUGGAUGAUCUGUUCAGACUAGCUACCAGGUUUAUCCAACGUAGUCCUGUUACCUUGUUGAGGAGCCAAGUGGUUAUCCCCAUCUUACAGUGGGCCAUUGCCUCAACCACCCUUGACCACCGGGAUGCUAACUGCAGUGUCAUGAAGUUCCUAAGAGACCUCAUCCAUACAGGAGUAGCCAAUGAUCAUGAAGAAGACUUUGAAGUUCGGAAAGAGUUGAUUGGACAGGUAAUGAAUCAGCUUGGACAACAACUUGUGAGCCAACUGCUACACACGUGUUGUUUCUGCCUACCCCCGUAUACCCUUCCAGAUGUAGCCGAAGUGCUCUGGGAGAUCAUGCAAGUCGACAGACCGACUUUUUGUCGUUGGCUAGAGAAUUCUUUGAAGGGUUUACCAAAGGAAACAACUGUGGGAGCUGUCACAGUGACACAUAAACAACUUACAGAUUUCCAUAAGCAGGUUACUAGUGCUGAGGAAUGUAAACAAGUUUGCUGGGCCUUGAGGGACUUCACCAGGUUGUUUCGAUAACUUGAGCUCCUGUAACUGUGCCUGUCUCCCAGGAAUGUCUUUUUAUUAGAAGACAGGAAAAUUGAAAACAAGAAUGUGUCUCACAAUCAGAAACCUUCCUUGUGGCAGAAGGACUUAUACAGCCUUUCACCAGUGCUGUCACAGCAACCAGGAGAGACUCUGGCCUCCUAGGGCAAUCCUGUGGGGAGUUCCUGUUUAUGAGUGAGAGGGCAAAUCGGAGUGAUUUUUUUUCUUUUUAAAGAAUGGCUGCAGCCUGUCCAGCAUGGUGGGAGGGAAACUGGUUUCCUAAUGGACUUGUUUUUAGAAAGGGAAAAAAUAUUUAAAAAUACAAAAACAAACAAACAAAAAAACAGAAAAGCUAAAUGGAAACCUGAAGAAAAGCAUUUGCCUGACAAAAAAAAAAAAAAAAAAAAAAAAAA